Messenger RNA from Patella vulgata (common limpet), 3171 nucleotides. RefSeq lists its product as uncharacterized. The record is from RefSeq and is a predicted model, not a curated record. Gene Ontology annotation, cellular component: nucleus. Gene Ontology annotation, molecular function: DNA-binding transcription factor activity, RNA polymerase II-specific; RNA polymerase II transcription regulatory region sequence-specific DNA binding. Gene Ontology annotation, biological process: regulation of transcription by RNA polymerase II. Lineage: Eukaryota; Metazoa; Mollusca; Gastropoda; Patellidae. Bases 79 to 1851 code for a protein of 590 amino acids. The transcript is spliced from 2 exons.
GAAGACUUUGAAAGACUAUAAUAUAUAGAAGACUACUAGUAUCCUAUCUAUUUAUGACAGUAGUUUGAAGAAGACGAUAUGAACGGAGCUAGUGAUACGGUCAAAGUCGGUCAUAUUAAAAGGGAGCCCGUUGACGUACUUGAUACAGCAGCAGCAGACGCACGAAAUGAUGACAUGAAAUCCUACAGACAACAUCUUAUCGGUCCGUUCACCGUCAACGACACGUCUUUCCACGAUGACAGAGAGAAAUAUCAACAAGGCGAAACAUCUCGGCUGUCUGAUUCCGAUGUCCUUACUGUCCGAACCACGUCACGUGAUGGAGCAGAAUCGGUAACGUCUCAUGAAAGCGACAAACAGACAUUUCCCGACGACAUGACCGGGGAGAUGAAAUAUGAAUGCCACAUUUGCUUUGCUAAGUUUCGAUCGGCUCGUGCUUUCCGGGGCCAUAUAAAUGCUCACAGAUACUCUAGCGAUGGUCAGGCAGCAGCUUUUCUACCAUGUUCUCCUUUCACAGGACAGUUUUCACCAAAAUCAGAUCAGCAAAACGGCACUUUUAAAUGUGACGGAUGUGCAAAAAUAUUCUACAGCCGCGACACAUACGCCAUGCACAUGAUGCUCCGAGCAAAGAAUGAAAAUUGUAGCCUCGCAAAGUCAACACUUUCUCAGUUAACGUGCGACGUGAAGGAAGAAAAGAACGAAAGAGUAAAAAUGAAUAUUGAAGCCAUACUCUCAUCUUUUGGCCAUUCUGCUUGGAAUACCACGAUGGAUAUGCACAAAAUGACAAUCAGAAAAGCUUUUGAAUAUAGAAACCUGCCACAAGAAUCAACCAGACAAUUGACGCCCACAUCAGACGCCCUGGCCUGUACCGUCUGUGGCGAAGUAAUGCACAGCAAAGAUUCCUUGGCAAUGCACAUGCUGUUUCAUGCUCGAGGAGAUGGCGAAGAUGAUGGACAACGGAACCUACUACCGAUGCCACCCCUUGCUUCAACCACUAUGAGAGACUAUGUUAAUGCUUUGGCAUUAGCCGGUAACAAAAUGCAGACAGCUAGAAAUUUGGCCGCUUUUCACCAUGCUGCUAUCAAUCUCACCAACGAGAAUAUGGCUAAGUUUGACGCUCGAUCCACAGAAGUUCGCACUCCAUCUAAACCCAUCUACGAACCUGUGGCGUUAGUGAAACGAAUGGAGUGGAGUGAAAACGAGAACAACAAAGAGUCUACUGGACGGGACUCCCACGGACGUAGUUCUUCACCUUCUCCAGUCCAAUCACCCAAAUCAAGCCCUAUAAGACACCAGCUAUUACAGAACGAACCCAACCAUACGCCCCUCAGUGUUUGUUCGAGCGAAAUCGAUGAAUCCAGAUCGGAUAUGGGAGACGUCGCAAGUCAUUAUUCUGACGCUGGACUGGACAACCACGAAAGAAACAACGAGAGGCGACCAAAAUCCCUUGAUAGCGGCAUCAAAGCUACUAAAUUAGCCGAAAAAAAAUACCAUGGAAAGUACAAGAAUUAUCAACGAAUUAAGAUGUACCACUUGUUGCGUAAAUACUCCAAGCAAAACCUAGUUAGACGUCAGCAUCUUAACCAAGAACAAAAGAAGGGGGAGCAGUCUUCCGCAAGCAAAUCAGAGGGAGAACCGCUCGCCAUGGACAAGGGAUCGGAGGUACCCAAGGAAAUCCUAGCUGCUCAUGGCGCUUCGUCUUAUUGUCAAUACUGUAAAAUCAUUUAUUUGGACAAGACUCUCUAUCAGUUGCAUAUGGGACUCCAUAAUGUCAAUAAUCCUUGGCAGUGUAAUGCUUGUGGAAAGGUGUGUGUUAAUAGACUGGAAUUCUCAUCCCAUGUUCUUCAUUACUAAAUCUUUAUACUCAUUAAAUUACUAUUUAAAGUAACUUGUGCUAGGCUGUUUCGCUAAUAACUUUGGACACUACAGUGUAAAUGUUCUACAAAAUGAUUUCAAAUACUAUUUUGUCUUAUGUAAUUGGUAAAUGGGAAAUGAACUUGAACAAUCAAAGAUCUAGUGUUGCUUUUUGUUUGAACUUUUGUUACGAAAAAAUGAAUUUAACUUUCAAGAAAGUGACAUGCCACGCUAACGCCACAUGGUGAAUGGUUAUACUGCAGAGUAUAGUAAAGACCAAGGAAUAGCUUAUGUGUUAUAAAGGGGCUGAAACACGCCUUCUUCUUUCUUGUUACACCAAUGGUAUCAUUUUAACAAAAUAAAAGUAAUUCAGAAAGAAAUUUCUGGAGAAUAGAUACCACACGGAACUUUAUUCUAUUUACAUAUUUCUACUGAUUAAUACCACCAGUUUUGAUGAGCAAUAAUUAUUUCUUUGACAGACAACACUAUUUUUUUUACAACGAUAACCAGACAGCGAGAACACAAAUUUGUGAUCGCGUUUUUUAGGGUACCACAAAUUUUUUAUAUAGGAAAUUUUCACUUUGUGUGUGUGUAAACACUUUAUGCGCAGCUAUCACUUGCAUUCCGGGUCACGGAAUAGAGCGAGUUCAAAUUAGCAAUUUGAUUUGUGUCAAAAAAGCCCAUACCUUCAAGGAACUUAUAAUAGCAGCAGUCAUUCCGUUUUGGAUUACUAGUAAAUGUAUUAUUAAUAUAUUUUGGUGAAUUUCUCACCUUUUGUUUAAUGUAAGCUUUGCGUUAUGAUAUUGUUAGCUUUAUUUCUGGGCAGAUUCUUAGCAUAUCACCUGAACAUAUUCUUUUCAACUGGCUAGACCUCUUUGAUUUUAGUAAAAAAAAGAAAUAAAUAAAAAAAUGUCGAAUUCAUUGAAUUUUAUAUGUUGAUUUGUUUUGUGGACUGGCAAUUUGUCUUUGUUGAACAAUGUUACGUCUAUAGACAAAGCGAAUGUCGAGAUAUGUCCGUUUUGUGUUCCACUGCUUUCUGUUAGCACAGUAACUCUAAGCAAGACGUGAAUAUAGAAUGAGCAAUUAAACUGACUUCGGCCUAAUAUUUUGAAAGAAAUGUUGAAUCGUAUAGAGCAUGUCCCAUAACACAUUAACAUAUUUCAGUACUUUAUUUUGACUGAAAUCAUAGAUGUUAAGCUGCUUUAAAAUGUUAUUUUGGUAAAAUCAAAUGUAUUGUGCAUAUUGUAUAACACUUAUUCUAAAACUUCAGCUUGUACCCUUUUACAUUGUUAGUAUAUUGUUAAUUUCUGCUUUUUUAAA